This is a messenger RNA of Gaeumannomyces tritici R3-111a-1, 624 nucleotides long. RefSeq lists its product as hypothetical. NCBI's taxonomy places the organism in Eukaryota, Fungi, Ascomycota, Sordariomycetes, Magnaporthales, Magnaporthaceae. The coding region runs from base 1 to 624 and encodes 207 amino acids. The record is from RefSeq and is a predicted model, not a curated record. The transcript has 9 exons.
AUGGCUAAUGUAUUUUUAUUUCCGGUAAAAAGGUAUUUAAAUCGGGCUAACCCGCACGUUUGCUUAAUUACAUCCGUUUUCGUAACGAUAUUGUUGCUUUUUUUAAUAACGUUAAGCUUUGCUCAAGCUUCCGCAACGGCAUACAAACCGCUUAAUUUCCGCACCUUUUUUAAAAUAGCGAAAUGCAACGCUUACUUAAAUUUAACAAAAUUAUUUAAUUUAUUUAAUUUAUGCGCUAAAUUAAAAACGAUACCAACGUUUGCAAUUUUUGUGCCGCUUUUAAAGGUUUGCGGAAUAAUACGCUUACCCGCCGUAAUUAAAAAGGGUUAUGUUGCAGGUAAAAGGGAUAGGCACGGUCUUUUUUACGAUAGGAAAUUGGUUGUUAUGUUAAUGGCCCAUUACCGGGAAAAGCAAUUAAAGCUAAGCAAACGGAAAACGCAUUGUUUAAAAAAAGGAAAAAAACUUAAUAAGCCAAAAAGGAUAAGCAAAGGAAAACUCCGGCUAAACCAAGCAAAAGUUUUAGGCCCAAUUGGCUUAUUCGUUAAACGAUUAAAAUUAAUUUUAAUUUCGAUAAAUUCGUUAAUCGCUUUCGUUUUAAAAUUAAAAAAUUUAAAAAAAUGGUAA